UUAAGUUGGAGCAGUCUCAGCGGCGGCCGCCAUUUUGUGCAGUCUCUGAGAGGGAAGGAGACGCCUAAACCGCGGCACUGCCGGGUUUGAGCGUAGCCAAACCUACCCACCGUUUUUAUAACCCCGAUUCUCUGUGUUUUGCUCCCGUCUCCGACGAGAGAGGCGGCGACGGUGGCGUCUGCGACGGGAGACAGCGCGUCGGAGCGAGAAAGCGCCGCGCCUGCCGCCGCCCCAACAGCGGAGGCGCCGCCGCCAUCGGUCGUCACCAGACCGGAGCCGCAGGCCCUCCCGAGCCCGGCCAUCCGUGCCCCGCUCCCAGAUCUCUACCCAUUUGGGACCAUGCGCGGAGGCGGCUUUGGGGACCGGGACAGGGACCGGGACCGUGGCGGAUUUGGAGCAAGAGGUGGUGGUGGACUUCCUCCGAAGAAAUUUGGUAAUCCUGGGGAGCGUUUACGUAAAAAGAAAUGGGAUUUGAGUGAGCUCCCCAAGUUUGAAAAAAAUUUUUAUGUGGAACAUCCAGAAGUGGCAAGGCUGACUCCAUAUGAGGUUGAUGAGCUACGCCGAAAAAAAGAGAUUACAGUGCGAGGGGGAGAUGUUUGUCCUAAGCCUGUCUUUGCCUUCCAUCAUGCUAACUUCCCACAAUAUGUGAUGGAUGUGUUGAUGGAUCAACACUUUACAGAACCAACUCCGAUUCAGUGCCAGGGAUUUCCGUUGGCUCUUAGCGGCCGGGAUAUGGUGGGCAUUGCUCAGACAGGCUCUGGGAAGACAUUGGCGUAUCUACUGCCUGCAAUUGUUCACAUUAACCACCAGCCAUACUUGGAAAGGGGAGAUGGCCCAAUCUGUCUAGUUCUGGCUCCUACCAGAGAGCUUGCUCAGCAAGUACAGCAGGUAGCUGACGACUAUGGCAAGUGUUCAAGAUUGAAGAGUACUUGCAUUUAUGGAGGUGCUCCUAAAGGCCCCCAGAUUCGAGACUUGGAAAGAGGUGUUGAGAUCUGCAUAGCUACUCCUGGACGCCUGAUAGAUUUCCUAGAGUCAGGAAAGACAAACCUGCGCCGCUGUACUUACCUGGUUCUGGAUGAGGCUGACAGAAUGCUUGAUAUGGGCUUUGAACCUCAGAUCCGUAAAAUUGUUGACCAAAUCAGGCCUGAUAGGCAGACAUUGAUGUGGAGUGCAACUUGGCCGAAAGAAGUAAGGCAGCUUGCAGAGGAUUUCUUGCGUGAUUACACUCAGAUCAAUGUGGGCAAUCUGGAGUUGAGUGCCAACCACAACAUCCUUCAGAUUGUGGAUGUCUGCAUGGAAAGUGAAAAAGAUCACAAAUUGAUCCAACUGAUGGAGGAAAUAAUGGCUGAAAAGGAAAAUAAGACCAUAAUAUUUGUAGAGACAAAGAGACGCUGUGAUGACCUUACUCGAAGGAUGCGCAGAGAUGGUUGGCCAGCUAUGUGUAUUCAUGGAGAUAAGAGUCAGCCAGAAAGAGAUUGGGUACUUAAUGAAUUCCGUUCUGGAAAGGCUCCCAUUCUCAUUGCCACGGAUGUAGCCUCCCGUGGGCUAGAUGUGGAAGAUGUCAAGUUUGUCAUCAACUAUGACUACCCAAACAGCUCAGAGGAUUACGUGCACCGAAUUGGCCGAACAGCCCGAAGCACCAACAAGGGCACUGCUUACACCUUCUUCACCCCAGGGAACCUAAAGCAGGCCAGAGAGCUGAUCAAAGUGCUUGAAGAGGCUAAUCAGGCCAUCAAUCCAAAACUGAUGCAGCUGGUGGACCACAGAGGAGGCGGCGGAGGAGGGGGUAAGGGAGGUCGCUCUCGAUACCGGACCACUUCUUCAGCCAACAAUCCCAAUCUGAUGUAUCAGGAUGAGUGUGAUCGGAGGCUUCGAGGAGUCAAAGAUGGAGGCCGGAGAGACUCUACAAGCUAUCGGGAUCGUAGUGAGACCGAUAGAGCCGGUUAUGCUAAUGGCAGUGGCUAUGGAAGUCCAAAUUCCGCCUUUGGAGCACAAGCAGGCCAAUACACCUAUGGUCAAGGCACCUAUGGGGCAGCUGCUUAUGGCACCAGUGGCUACACAGCCCAGGAGUAUGGUGCUGGCACUUACGGAGCUAGCAGCACCACCUCAACUGGGAGAAGUUCACAGAGCUCUAGCCAGCAGUUUAGUGGGAUAGGCCGGUCUGGGCAGCAGCCGCAGCCACUGAUGUCACAACAGUUUGCACAGCCUCCAGGAGCUACCAAUAUGAUAGGUUACAUGGGGCAGACGGCCUACCAGUACCCCCCUCCACCUCCUCCCCCUCCGCCUUCUAGAAAAUGAGUCCACUUGAGGUGGGGUGACUUGUGCAGACUUAAUUACAUUUAAAGGAACACCAUCUUUCUUUUUAUUUUCCUUCUUCCCUUUAUUUUUUUUAUUUUUUUCUCCCAACCAUUGUGUUUUGCCCUUUCAUGCAGAUUAGUUAGAAUUCACUGCCAGGUUUCUUCUGCCUGCCAAAAUGGUCCAGUCUGUAAUAACAGAUUUUGUAAAAAGUAUAUAACCAACUGGAAGAAAUUUAUUUCUUCCCCCAACUUUGCAUGUUGAGGAUAUUUGAGCUAUUUUUCAUUUUAAAAGAAAAAGUGAGGUAUUAGGCCCUUUCAUGGGAGCCAGUUUUUCCUUGUCCUGAGUUGGUGGGGAGGGAAGGGGGCUGAAUUGUUCUGCAGAAGAAAAUGGCAUCUAUGCUAUAUAUGCUCUCAUCCCUGGGUUAGAAAACCAAGAGGGGUUUCCUCAAGUUAGGUCUGGUUCCUCAGUUUUUAAACAGUGCUUUGCUGUGGUCAUUUUGGCUCAUGAUAGCUGAAGUGCAUUUGACAGUUAAAAUUUCCUAAUUGGUUUUGUGUCCCUUACACACUGCUUUCCCUCUCUCCCCUUCAAGUUACUUGAAAAAUAGCCAGUUAAUGUCAGUUUAGAAAUUGAAUUGCUGAGUCUACAUGUAUCUUUUAAAUUAACUGCAAGCAUUUCUCACACUGGUUAAACUGUAGCAUUCGGCAUCUGGGUAAAAGCUACCUAUUUUUCUUCCCUAUAUAACCAAGGACCAUCUAUGAAAUUGAUUGUCUAGCCAGACAGCUCCUGUGAGCAAAUGAACGUAAAUGCUCACUGGAAAUUUACUUCAUUAAAACAGUUAAGUCUGUAUUCGCCAGCAGUGUAAAGUUAUUUAUAAUAUACUCAAAAUGGGCAGAUUUUUAUUUUAAACUCAGUAUUUGUAGAGGUAGAGUGAAGAGCAGCUCUUUGCCAGCAUCUCUACCCCUUUGGCCAAAUUUUUGAGCGAAGACUAAAGCCCUCUAGUGUCUUUUGUCCUCUGCAGUGCUGUGUGACAGCCUCUGGAUGCACAUUGUGCCCUGCAUCCUCUGCACUCAGCUCUUCACAGGUAGGUAGUGCUUAGGAGACGAUCUGGAGGACGAGGGCCUUAGGGUGUUUUUUGUUGUUUUAAUACUUUUCCUAUGAAUGAAGGUAGGUGAAUUUGUCCCCUUAGUAAGACUCUUGCUGAGACUUCAUAGUAAGUGGACCUGGAAAGGAUUGUUCUUGGUUCACUGUAAAUAAGACAGGGUAAUCAGACAGUCCCAGAAUCCCUUUUCAAGAUCCAGUGUGAUGGGAGUGUUCAUUUUUAUUCUGGUACUGGUGUCGUGUGCACACAGUGGAAUUAAAGGGGGAAUGUACCACUGUGUUCUUUGCAGCCUGAGAGUGCUUGCUAGUUUAUAAGGUCUAAAUAUUGAAAUACUUCAGAUUUUUGCUUUUGUUUUUGUUUUCCCUUUAAAAUCCUUCAGGGAGAGAGAAGGGAUGGUUUCAGAGGGGUUCUGACAGUAUGAUUCAGUGUGCACCAUACAGGUAGGUCCUCGGCAUAAGCUGAUGUGUAUGCAUGUUAAAGCCUUUGACAUCCUUAUUUGUUUUUCGCCUCCUUUUUCCUUUCCUUUCCUUUCGUUUCCCUGUCUUAAAGAGGUGGAGGCUUCAAGGGAGGAUGGUAGGAAUAGAAGAAAUGUGGCAAAGUGCUCUUUCAGAUUGCAAACCAAAGUACUGUUGCUGCCACCACCACCACCCUCAUCCCCCCAAAAAGGUGUCUUAGGUUCUGACAAGGCUGUUGUGGACAUUUUCUACAAAAUUCCUAAACGUUUUUUUUUAAGCCUAGAGCUUCUACCAUAGGAGAUGUCUUACUCUAUGCAGUUCCUACAAACAUCCGUUUCAGGGCAAGGUCUCAGUAUGCAAGCAGCAGCAGGAGUGCUUGCUUCCCUUUUCCUGCAGGGACUUUGUUAUUAAAUAACAAAACAGCAAGUUCCAAGUGCUUCUGUGGUCUGAGCACAGCAGAAAUCUAGCAAAAUUCUUUCUGUUAACCCUAAGGUAACUUGUACUUAACGUGUUAUAAUACAGGUUCUGCUCUUGAGAACGUGAGCAAACAAGUCUUCAUUUGAAACGUAGGCAGAGGGUUUCAGUAUUAAGCUAUGGGCUGCUUCUCCCCAGUCCCUCCCUUGCAAUUCAUUGUGCGGACUUCUUUCAUCUAAAAGGUUGGUGGCUUUUGCUUGGGAUCAGUGCUUUCUACUCAUAUCCUUGCUGGUCUCUGAACACAUUCCUGUUGCGUUAAGACUUGAAAGAUUUGUAGAUGUGUGAUGUUCAGGCACAGGAUGCUAAGAGCUAUGUUACUAUUCUUAGUUUGUAAAUUGUCCUUUUGAUACCAUCUUGUUUUCUUUUGUAGGUAUAAAUAAAAAUACUGUUGACAAUAA
Messenger RNA from Cavia porcellus (domestic guinea pig), 4724 nucleotides. It is a transcript of the gene Ddx17, whose product is annotated as DEAD-box helicase 17. NCBI's taxonomy places the organism in Eukaryota, Metazoa, Chordata, Mammalia, Rodentia, Caviidae. Gene Ontology annotation, cellular component: nucleus; ribonucleoprotein complex; cytoplasm. The transcript is spliced from 13 exons. Bases 340 to 2298 code for a protein of 652 amino acids. The record is from RefSeq and is a predicted model, not a curated record. Gene Ontology annotation, biological process: alternative mRNA splicing, via spliceosome. Gene Ontology annotation, molecular function: ATP binding; ribonucleoprotein complex binding; RNA helicase activity.